Molecule: messenger RNA, 2013 nt
Organism: Paramacrobiotus metropolitanus
Lineage: Eukaryota; Metazoa; Tardigrada; Eutardigrada; Parachela; Macrobiotidae
Exons: 6
Coding region: 926-1849 (307 amino acids)
Source: RefSeq, a predicted model, not a curated record
ACUUCUAUAGAUACUGACAUACCCUGACAUACCGUGGUACGGCCGUACAGCUGACAUACCGUGGUACGGCCGUACAGGUAUGUAUGAGAACUAAUGCGGGCUUUCUUGGAGCUGAUGACACAUAAUGAUAGCUGGUGUGUUGUACAACAUGUACAUCGCGAUCGAGCGACACACGUGAUGGACCCGUGGUCAGUAGUAUCCAGCAUUAUAACAGUCCGCACAACUUUCGACAAUUGCAUUAAUACUUACUCGCCGUUGACUGACGGGCGGACCCUGAUGCUGCGGAGCGGUGGAAGUGGAAUAAGGCUGAAAUGGAAUCCAGUACAAAAGGUCACAUCUUACCCUUGAGAAUGACGUGGGCCUUAGGAACCCAGUAAGUUCGUUCUCGAAGGAGAUACGUGAGUCCAAUACCCGCGAUGCACUAAUGUGGCGAUAUAUUACGGCUGACACUCACAAGUCAGACGAGCAGUCUCGAGCUCGACCUUGGAAGAGUGGGUGGUCAGGUGCACAGGUAAUCCGCAAUUGUUUUAGCCGACGGUCACCACAAUAUUGAUUUUCUUGUUUACCUUGUUACUGUGCAACAUUAGCCGCAUAACGACUACAACUGAGAAUUUUUUCAUAAUAAUAUUGUAUAUAAGACUACGUGGCGGCGUUUCCUGACUGGAUCGUUGAGCCGCAAAUGUUUUGCUGCUUAUAAACGAAUCGAAUACAAGAUUAACUAAGUAAUUUUGUUAAUGGUGCGGCGUGGUUAUCUAUAUAAUUAUGCAACAUGUAUCUCCCGAUGGUUUACCUGAGCGCGUAUAAAGAACUAUUAUAAUGUGGAUAUUAUCGAACGAUAUUUCUACAGUCAGCCAUGCACCGGUAUUAUCAAUUACUUUGCACAUGUUGAUCAGCAUCUUGCCAAUGGGUUACAGAGCUGCAGAUAAUGAAUUCGCAUAAGAUAUAUGUGGGACACUCUGUAAUUAUAACAGCACUAAUUUUACGAUGUGUCUGCGCUGCAAAUAAAGAAGCAACGGAUGCAAAAAAGUCAAAGCAGAUGAGCAUCGAUGUGCCCGUAAUUUAUGUCGAACCACCGUCUUAUCUAUCCGACCACUUGUCCACUUCUGCCAUUCAGCUAACUAAUGAGCACUCCGUCAUUCCGGUCGUACAAGAUCUAAUCAACAGUGCCGACCAGAAAAUACUGGAAAAUUUUGUUGCCCCGCAUCUCGAUCCAUGGGAAGCAAUCCCUAGACUACCAGACCACGACGUUAUGGUCGGAACACCAAUUAAUGUCGGAUCAAAUUUGCAUGCACCGCAGAUGCACAUGCACAGGGAUGUAAACGGUGUAGCCACUGGAGUCAGCGAUGUUUUGUUGGAUACAAUCGGUACACCAAUAUUUCAAACUUUUUUUGGCAAUCGCAAUCCUUAUUUGGACGACGAUGACUGGAACGACGAAUUUGACGAAGACGAUGGGGAUGAUAAACGUAAACAAGACAUCGACGAUGAUGAUGACGAUGACGACAAAGACGAUGAUAAGUUCAAGAAGCUGACGAAAUCGUUACUUCGCUCCAAAAUGGCACCUUUGAUGGUCGCACCGAGUAGACAGCGGACAAACCGCCGACCCGCCGCUCUAAUGCACAAACCUGUAUUAGCUUCCAAGCCAGCAUCUAUGAUUUCCUCUCCCAGAACGCUCAAUCAUCCAGGUGUCCGGAAUACCGGUCACCAAAGACUGGUCAUCCCUCAGCUCAUUCAAACAGGACGAGUCAAUGUAAAUGUUGCCGGAAACACCCUAGCAGGCUAUCGACUUGCCAGCCCGUCGAUGAACCGCGCAUCUUUACAACUUCGUACGCUCCGAAUAUUAUAUGACUAGUGAACCGGUUAUUAAUUCAAACGGGCAUGCAUCGAAAAAUCUGAUUUCGCUCUUAAACCAGAACAUUUCUUCCCGUAACUGCAAACAGCUUUAAAAUUUUGGAAUAACGCAGCUCCAUUAGCUAUUAAAGCUGUCUAAAAAGCAUAAUAAAAAAAAAGCUGAGA